Oncorhynchus tshawytscha (Chinook salmon) is the source of this 3808-nucleotide messenger RNA. Its product is annotated as thyroid hormone receptor alpha-like. Lineage: Eukaryota; Metazoa; Chordata; Actinopteri; Salmoniformes; Salmonidae. The transcript is spliced from 11 exons. Gene Ontology annotation, biological process: retinoic acid receptor signaling pathway; thyroid hormone receptor signaling pathway; positive regulation of transcription by RNA polymerase II. Gene Ontology annotation, molecular function: RNA polymerase II cis-regulatory region sequence-specific DNA binding; nuclear receptor activity; zinc ion binding. The record is from RefSeq and is a predicted model, not a curated record. The coding region runs from base 1109 to 2359 and encodes 416 amino acids.
CAUACUGCACGCACCCAUACUGUAAAGGAGAGGGGCCUAUGUAGUAUUGCUGUCUGUUACGUUUCCCGGUCGUAGCAGCGGAACGAGAACGGUGCUAAAAUGUCCAUAGUGGAAAACCAGAGUAUUAAGAGCUCAUUUACUCCGUUUCUGAAAUAGUCUGCUCAACGCAGCGUGCUUACGGAUGGUUGGUUAACGUUUCGCGUCUGAUAAAUUCUAAACUGCGUUGUUCGUUAAAUUCCUGACCAGGAGAUACUUACGACUAUCACCGGUAGCCAGGGAAACUGGUUGGAUUUGACACUUGUAUCGGCCCGGGACUGCCAUGGAAAAGACACCUACUUUAUUCGUCUGCGGCAAGGUGCAGGCAGACUGAUCCACUGGAAAGCACCUUUUCGGGAGGUAGACAAGGACAGAGCGGUGGUGCACGUCUCAGAGGCUUUGAGACCCAGGGCUUGCCGAGCUAGUGGGUUGCUGCCAAAAACCAACACGGAAAGAGCCUGAAACAGUUUACCUGGGUGGCAGCAUCACAUCUUCAGACCCAGGAAAAUGGCACGCCUGGGAGGCAGUCAAAACCAGAAAGCUGCAUGCUUGGGGGACAGUCACUUACAUUAAACAGCACAGCGGCAGGCCUGAAUGGUUUGGGGAACUUAAGAGGAGCGCGCUGCAUUAGGGGCUGAGAUGGACUAAUAAGGGAGCCUGGGUUGCAUCAUCGGCCAAUAAUAGCUCACCUCGAGGAAAGGGCUGUAAGAAGAACAGUAAGACCCAGCAGAGCGCCGUGAUCAGAACAAUCCACAGUAUCUUUGAUGAAGGGCCAGGAGUUGAUCUACACUGCCAUGCUGGCAAAGACCUUACCUCCAGUCUCACCUCUUGCCCGCUCACCAACGGUCGUCAACGGGGGGACCAGAUUUAGCACAUCACGUGUUAGACUCUAGAACUGGGGGUGGGCUUGCCCCACCGAUGUUCCACACAACCAUCUCCGGGGAACGUGUCACUGCUGCCAUCCAUCGAUGGCCGUCGUUUGACGGGGAAAAUUGCGAAUGCUGAGCAGGCUAGUGAGGUUGGGGCCCGCCCUCAGUCUCCGCUCUUUGGCUACUGGAUGGAAUUGAGGUGAAUGGAGCCCAUUUCCAACGUCGAGGACCCCAACUCAUCAGAGGGAGAUGUGAAACGCUGGCCCAAUGGACCAAAAAGGAAGAGAAAGAACAGCACAUGUUCAUUGAAGAGCAUGUCUGCACUGAGCCUCUCUGUCCCAGGAUACAUCCCCAGCUACUUGGAGAAGGAUGAGCCAUGUGUGGUAUGUGGAGACAAGGCCACCGGCUACCAUUACCGCUGCAUCACAUGCGAGGGCUGCAAGGGUUUCUUCAGGCGAACUAUCCAAAAGAACCUUCACCCGGCUUACUCCUGUAAGUACGAUGGCUGCUGCAUCAUCGACAAGAUCACAAGGAACCAGUGCCAACUGUGUCGCUUCAGGAAGUGCAUCGCAGUUGGCAUGGCUAUGGACCUGGUGCUGGACGACUCUAAGCGGGUAGCCAAGCGUCGUCUGAUUGAGGAGAACCGGGAGAAGAGGAAGAAGGACGAGAUCGUGAAGACUCUACAUACACGUCCGGAGCCCGACAGCUCGGAGUGGGAGCUGAUCCGCCAUGUGACAGAGGCCCACCACCACACCAACGCGCAGGGCUCCCACUGGAAACAGAAACGCAAGUUCCUGCCUGAGGACAUAGGUCAGUCCCCCGGGGCUCCCACCCCAGAUGGAGACAAGGUAGACCUGGAGGCCUUCAGCGAGUUCACCAAGAUCAUCACCCCCGCCAUCACACGCGUCGUCGACUUUGCCAAAAAACUAACCAUGUUCUCAGAGCUGCCUUGUGAGGACCAGAUCAUCCUAUUGAAAGGUUGCUGUAUGGAGAUCAUGUCGCUUCGUGCCGCCGUGCGCUACGACCCAGAGAGUGAGACGCUUACCCUGAGCGGCGAGAUGGCGGUGAAGAGGGAGCAGCUGAAGAAUGGCGGGCUGGGCGUGGUGUCGGACGCCAUCUUUGAUUUGGGCAAGAGUCUGGCGCAGUUUAACCUGGACGACUCGGAGGUGGCCCUUCUGCAGGCUGUGCUCCUCAUGAGCUCAGAUCGCUCUGGCCUGACAUCGGUAGAUAAGAUCGAGAAGUGCCAGGAGACAUACCUGCUUGCCUUCGAACACUACAUCAACCACCGCAAGCACAACAUUCCCCACUUCUGGCCCAAGCUGCUGAUGAAGGUGACGGACCUGAGGAUGAUCGGGGCAUGCCACGCCAGCCGCUUCCUCCACAUGAAGGUGGAGUGUCCCAACGAACUCUUCCCUCCGCUCUUCCUGGAGGUCUUCGAGGACCAGGAAGUAUGAACUGACCCCUGACUUUUGACCUGGAAGAGAUAGAAGAGAGAGGGGGGAAUUAUGAGGGGGAAAGAAAGGGAGUAACAAUUGGCCUCUUUCCUCAUUUUGUGAAACACAAUAUCACCACCAGCAACACGGAUAGUCACCAAGAACAAAGUCACAGAGAAAAACAAAAAGGCUUUCUUUUGCAUAGCCGUUUUGAUGAUUUGCACUUGGGGCUCUUGUGGCUGCUGGGCCCCACUUUGAGUUGGGGGGUGGGGCCCCCCUCUAAAGUGGGGUUCUCUGGCUGUGGGGCCUCUCUCUGAGUUGGGGUUCUCUGGCUGCGGGCCCCCCUCCCCUCUCUGAGUUGAUGGUCUAUGGCUGCGCUGUGCGUCUCUAUCUAACAGAGAAGCUAACAGCCCUGAGCGGUGUUCUGCUCCAGUGUUGUUAUACACCUGGUGCACAUGUAUGCAAACCCAAACCCACGAGGUCUGGUUGGAGUACUGGUACUGAUGGAGCUCUGUGUUAGUGGAAGGCAAUCACUCUGAGAGGCAGAUGGUUGACACAAACAUACACACUUACAUUCACAAUCACACACUUUUACAAAACCUCACACAUACAGCCACUGAUGUACAUCUACAUUCACCUAACACACACACACUACUAUAGACAAACAUAUUCAUACAGUACAUGGACUGAUAUAGCUUUUCAGAGCUGCCCAUCACGCGAGGAGGGCAGAUAGCUACUUUAUUUUGUCCCACAAUCGAGCUUCCAUCAGGGGGCUCCACCCUCCAACCAGCUCCCCUCUUCACCAGCCUCCUCACCAGCCUCCACUGGGACAGUUACCAAGUGUACCCCCGCACUUUUCUCUUUUGGACUCUUCCCUUCCACCCCUGGUGUGCAGAGUUACACAUAUACCUCCCUUUAUGACAAUGCAAACACACAUACCUAUUUAUGAAUACAAACAAUAUCCAAUUUGUUGUGCAAUGGUGCAAGAGUACCUGCAUUUAUAUACGCAACCCUUUACCCUCACACAUACAAGUCCUGUAUACCUAUCUUACUGCAUGUAUAUACAGUACACCGGUCUAACUGCAUGCACAUGUAUCUCUGUACCUGCAUAAUACCCACUGGUUUACCUCCAUAUACUUCUCAUCAGAUUACAUACCUCUCUUAACCCGUAUGCAUAUAUAUAUUUUGCUGAAUAUACAUAUACAGUUAACAUAACUGUCUACCUGUGUAUAUGUGUACCUCUCCUAUACAUACCUCUCUGUGUGUACACACACAAAACAAUACUGUUCUUUUACCUCAUAUGACGGUUGAUCCUCACCUAGGCUGUGUCAUUCCACCCAUCCCAAACCUCCACUACAUCUCCCGUUUGGGCUGCACUGCACUUCCUAGUUGCAGACUGUGUGUGUCUCCUCCAUGUUGCCCUGCCCAUCACACAGGACUCCCGCCCCCUCUGAUGUGGGAUUGGUUGAG